Molecule: messenger RNA, 1515 nt
Organism: Spodoptera exigua (beet armyworm)
Lineage: Eukaryota; Metazoa; Arthropoda; Insecta; Lepidoptera; Noctuidae
Source: the annotation of a GenBank genome assembly
AUGUUGGUGUUAUAUAUUUCACUAGUUCUGACGUUUUUCGUUUACCUAUUGUAUUUGUAUUUCACAAGGACUUUUAACUAUUGGAAAAGCAGAAAAGUUCGCGGUCCGCAACCAACUGUGUUCUUUGGAAACAUAAAAGAGUCAGCUCUGCGUCAAAAAAAUAUUGGCGUCGUCAUGCAAGAAAUAUAUAAUAAGUAUCCCAAUGAAAAAGUAGUUGGUGUUUUUAGAAUGACCUCUCCUUGUUUGCUUAUACGAGACUUGGAUAUCCUGAAACAUAUCAUGAUCAAGGAUUUCGAAGUGUUCACUGAUCGUGGCAUUGAAUUCAGCAAGGAAGGUCUGGGACAAAACUUAUUCCAUGCUGAUGGACACACAUGGACAGCAUUGAGGAAUCGUUUUAGCCCAAUUUUUACAACCGGUAAAUUAAAAAAUAUGUUUUAUUUAAUGAACGAAGGUGCAAACAAUUUUGUGGAGCAUAUCACCACAGAGUGCCAGAAGAAGGAAGAAUUUGAAGUCCAUUCUCUUCUCCAAACUUACACGGUCUCGACAAUAUCUUCCUGUGCUUUUGGAGUUGGCUAUGACAGUCUAGAUGACAAAUUGGAAACGCUUAAACUUGUGGAUCAAAUAAUAUCAGCACCAACAUACGCCAAUGAAUUAGACAUGAUGUAUCCAGGACUUCUUACAUCCCUAAAUCUUUCUAUUAUUCCGGUACCUAUACAGAAAUUUUUCAAAAACCUCGUCGAUAACAUUAUUGCUGAAAGAAACGGUAAACCAACUGGCAGAAACGAUUUUAUGGACUUAAUACUAGAACUUCGUGAAAUGAGGGAAGUUAAUUACACAAAAUAUGGAAAUUACGUAAAACCUCUUGAAAUAACCCCUGACGUAAUGGCAGCACAAGCUUUUGUAUUUUAUGUGGCAGGAUAUGAGACUAGUGCUACCACGAUGUCCUACCUGAUGUAUCAACUAGCACUGAACCAAGACGUUCAAAAUAAAUUGAUAGCUGAAAUUGAUGAAGUUGUUCAAGCGAACAAUGGAGAAGUUACAUACGACAUCAUUAAGGAAAUGAAAUACUUAAACAAAGUAUUUGAUGAAACUCUUCGUAUGUAUUCAAUUGUAGAACCUCUGCAAAGGAAAGCCACAAGAGACUACCAAGUGCCUGGAACUGACCUGGUAAUAGAAAAGGGCACAAUAGUAUUGAUAUCCCCAAGAGGUAUACACUACGACAAGAAAUAUUACGACAACCCCGAACAAUUCAACCCUGACAGAUUUGAUCCUGAGGAAGUUGGUAAGCGUCAUCCGUGCGCUUACCUACCAUUUGGACUUGGACAACGAAACUGCAUCGGCAUGCGAUUUGGCAGACUCCAAUCUCAGUUAUGCAUUGUAAAGGUUUUAUCUAAUUUUCGAAUAGAACCGUCGAAGAAUACCGACAGAAAUCUAAAAGUGAGCCCACACCGAGCCAUCAUUGGACCGAAAGGAGGGAUCCAUUUGAAUAUUAUUCCUAGAAAGUUAAAAGCCUGA